GUCAGUUUCUAGGCGUAUUCGCUGCCGAGUGUACCGGAGUACGGGCUUUGCGUGACGAUCCCUCCCGAACGGUGUUCACCGGCGAGGCCCCAGCUGUUCCGGGGAGUUGAAAUUGUGAACUUGGAGCAGUCUUUAAAAACAGUAACCAAACAAAUAUGAAUUUCAUGUGCGUAAAAUGUGGUGAAAUCAAUCAAUUUCGGUCGCAUUUGUGCUAAUUAACCUAAAAGUUUUUUGUUGGUUCUUGUCGAGUGAAAGAAAACGCGUAUCUGGUACCCGUCACGAAAACCCAUUUUCUGUGUGUGGCUCGAUUGACAAUUCGCAGUUGUUUAGUGUUGGUGGUCGCUACUAAUUGGUGGAUCAAUUUUCCCCCACAGAGGGUCUCGACCAAAAGAUUGGAAAACUACGUGUUGCGACAUUUUUUUUUUGUUGCUCCCAUAGAACUCGCUCGCUCGUCCGCCACCCACGAAAACCGACCCGAUCCGUGAAUGAGAAUCGAACACUGGAGAAGCAAGUGGGUGAAGGCGCGCGGGAAAGAAGAAUGAAACAAAAACAACAAUCUUCUCGGAGCACGACGACGACGGCAUUUGUGGGUCGUCCUUGCGUAAGGAUUCGUACAUCGGGCGGCAUUGGCGAGGGUGGUCAGUAAUAAACAGAAGGCGCCGAGAGCUUUGUGAGUGAACGAGAGCCGGUGAGAUUUUCCUACACGCAUACCAUAGAGUCAAUCGCGAGCGAGAUUUGAGGAAUACUCGCGAAUCUAGUGCGCACACACACACACACACACAUACACCCGCGUCCUGAUAGGCAAGCAGCAAGGACUGCAAUUCGGGAUCAGUUAUUCAAUCAAACUGUGCUGUUUUUGUGUUUCCCAACCUUUUAGUAGUUUUUUCAGUACAACCUUGUUAGUCAAUUAGUUUUUCCGGAAAGGUGCGGAUAGUUGGUGUGAGUCCACCAUCGCAACGAAGCCUGCAGCGUGUCGGCGCUGAUAUUAAUUAGCAAAGUGAAUCCGUGGAAUUGUGACGAAUGUGGAUUUUUUUUUCUCUAUCAAGUACUUCACAAAAGUAGUGUGUCAUUCUCCUGAGAGGUUGAUGGAUUGAGGUCUCAUCGUCUGUGUUAUGCUGCUUAGUGAGUAUUUUCACCAUUCACAAGAAUUUUCCCUGAGAGUGAACGACUGAGAGUAUUCGUGUUCCCGAGUGGAUUCUGGAGUCGCGCUUCGCGUAGAGAUAGGUUGGAUGUGAUAGUAAUGGAAUACGCAAGAUUUUUUUGUUCAUAAUGAGGAAGGCAAAUAAAUCCUAAAGUGGUGGUAAAUCCUCUUCUUGGGGUUGGGGAGAAAGAGAGAGCGAGAAUCGCCAUAAGUGCUGGAGAAAAUAUGUUUCCUACUGGAGAGCGUUCCUAUGGAUAAGGACUAGACGCACGUGGAAGGUUGCUAUCUCCGCGACAAGGAGACGAAGAGUACGAGAGUGUACGCCGCCGUUCUUAUCGUCGUUAUCUAUUGGACCUCGUGUGCCCAAGUAUGCGUUUGUGGACGUGUUCGUCCUAGUGUCCUAGACAUACAGCGCCGUAGUUUUUGUGGCGGAACGCACCAAAGAGCCUAGGGUCUGUGUUUGUGCAGAUGUCCCCGUUUUCAGACACACACUCCGGCGGCCGCGGUGUGCCGUGAAAGGAUUUUCCUUCUGGCUUUCUAAAUCGGGAAAAACCUCCCCGUAAUCUUCAAAUCUUCACGGAUAACUACGUGCAACAGCAAAUAGCUAGUUACACAAAAGGACCUGUAGUGGUUUUCCUUGUACACAUCUCGACAUCUCGCCCAGCGCUGGAACAAAAAGAAUUCAUAACAAAAGCCCGGUUGUGUACUCAGUGGAAAACAAGUGGAAAACGACAACGGCCUGAAAGAACAGAUGCACUACUCUCUGGUGCUGUGUUACUCAAAUAUCCCUGUGCAAUCUGAUGUGCUUGGUGGUCUUUGCCUUUGCGAAAGGUAUCAUCUCUGUUGUUAUACUGUGCCGUGUUUCCUUCCUGCGCUUUCCGCUCUACGUAUAAAGGAUAACUAACCAUUAAGUGUUUAUUCAAGUGUAUAGAGAGUACUCAGUAACAGCAUAAUCGUCUAUAAGCAGCAGGAAAAAAAGUGUCGUCGGUGUCUAUUGUUGUUGUGCAAGGCGAUGUUCAACCAAACAAGUGAAGUUUUUAUUUGAAGCAUAAAGUGUCGUGUGUUCUGCUCGCCCCAAUCGUUGUAGCCAAAGUAUAUGUAUCUGUGUCUGAUUACUAUCCCCAAUAAAUAUAUAUGUAUGCAUAUAGAUCUACUGCUACCAUUGAAUCUUCAGAAAAAAAUAAGAAAACAACUGUUAGUGUUUGAUAUUCCUUCGUAAGAAUAAAUUCGUAUAACGCCCGACUUGUGGAGUAUGAUGAAUAUCUGAAAGUUGAUACCAAUUAGCUGAAUUGAACGAGGAAAAAUAAAACAACCCAAUUGUGAAUCUUGUACACAUCAGUUUGAAUUGUUGUGAAUAUUGACCACAGACUGCAGACCCACUAGUAUAGCAAACGAAAUCUACAAACCUACGAGCAUCGAAUAACCGAACAAAAACAUCGCUGGAAGUGUGCAGAAAAAAAAGUAUUGUUAUUUAUAGCUGUCGAGCGACAUAAUUGUUAUUUUGUACUAGGAGCAGCAUUGCGAUAUUUGUAGUAAAGAUGAUGAUCUGCCACGGCGAAAUACAUCAAUAACUUGCGGUGGUGAUUUUGCUGCAGAGAAUAGAAAAAGUGCUAAGCAAAUUUUGCACCAAGUGUAAAUGUUGGUCAAAAUCCGGAUUAGAGGAAGAUUGUUCAAUAUUCUACCUGAGCAGUUUUAUCGCUACCUUCGCAAAAGCAAUUGUGAAAAUGGAAUGGUAAAUAAUUGUCGUUAAUGGAAGGAAAUAUAUAACCCACUAGUGGUAGUGCGACACCUCGAGCUGUGAGUGAAAAUUAGCAACAGAAAGAAGAGAAAUAAAACCUACAAAAAUAUAUUUAUAUCCCCAGUUGUUGAAGGUCACACUCAGGAUGUAACUUAAAAGGCAAAAGUCGGGGAAAGUGAAGCAAAUUAAUGAUCUGUGAAUCGAGCGAACGGCGCCAGAAACGGAAAACCAACAGGCACCAGCACCACCUCUACCACCUUCAGCGGCAGCGUAAUUUGGCUCGUAAAUCUGGCUUAAGAAUACGAAUCUUACGUAAGGUGAGAGAAGCAGGUCAGCGAACGUAAUUUCCAUCCAAAUCUCCUAUCUCCGAGUGUUGUUACGCUCCACACAGCGUCGGCUGGAGAGACAGGUAGCCGAGGGUGAUCGUAAUCGUCUCCGUCAGCCUCACGGGUUUGGGAGGUGUGUGUGUUGUGUUGUCCCUCCUACUUGAUUUCGCACAACUUGUAGGAAGCUGGUUGCCAGAGUGUCUGAGCGAGCGAACGAACGAACGGAAAGCGGUUUGCCGUGGGAUCCCCUCGUGCGAGGAGUGGAAAAAUAGCGUCGUAAAAUAAAACAGCAAACCGUCGAUCACCCAAGAAUACGCCUAGCCGAAUGAGAUAACUCCGAACGAAGAAAUCCGUCAUGUCACUUUCACCGAAACGACAUCAUCCUCUGCGUCCUUGAUCCCCCAGACCCCUUCCAAAGAUGUCCCACAAAGCAAACAAACAUAUUUCUUCUUUCGCGAACGGCCAACCGAAUCCGGUGCUCGCUAGACCCGAUUAUUCUUGAGAGAACCAUGUAAGACCUACGGAUAGACCUCCAAGCCAAGGUUCGCGAUAGGUUGGAAAACAAUCAGGAACAGCAGACAUUGCACACAUACAUACACCCACACACGAAAAACUCCAUAGGAAACAGAUACGCUUAACAGUUUCUAGCUAAUGGUUUGUUAAUUGAUUUUUUUUACAAAAAGUUAGUACAUUUGUGAGAGUUUUAUUCGGUGCAAAUUAAAAAAAAGGUGAAAAUUUAGUAAAUUUUUGCACCCCCACAAACGUUGUGAUUGUGAAAUAGUUGUUAAACCCUAAGUCCCACCCUGUGUCAGUUUGAAGCCAAUGUUCACCCAUAAGUGUCUUAAGUGGAGCUAGUUUUUUGUUGUCGUCCGAGACAACAUUAGGCGGCAGAGUUUUUAUGAUAAGUUGUUGAGCGCGCGCUUGGAAGAAUUUACAAAUAGAGAGUAUACUUGCGUUACCUAAGUUGGAUACGACUUUUGUUCUCAGAUCGUUAAAAAAAAUUAAGAAAACAGAACAGAGAAGUAAUAAUCAGACAAUACUCAUGAAUAAUUUAGAGGCAACAACUAGUUGCUGCAGGUAGUCCCUGGGACAGCCCGUGUGAUAAUGAAAUAUUGAUUUUUUUUUCUGUUAGGAAUUAUAGAUUGCAAUCAAUGGAAAUGAAGCCCUUGGCAAACACAGUCGAUAACCGAUCCAUUACAGAAACAAAGAGGAGCAAUUACAGCUGAUAUUAGACCGCGAACUCCACAGUUGUGUAUGUAACCAUUAGUUCGGAAACGGUGGGAUUGAAACAAGAGGUGAUUUUAUAGCAAACAUUUGGGGGAACUGUUUUUGCUUUUGUAGUUCCCAGACGAGUAGCAAAUUUAUAACAAAAAAAAUAUUUUUUCCGACCGGUAACGUCUGCGAAGAAGAGAGUCUCGGUUUCGCCUCCAAGGGUUUGAGCAUUGUAUACUAAUUGGUUGGAAUUUUGAUACGAACAAAUGUUUAUUUCUAAGUUAGUCAUCGGCUCCCGGGAGGAGUUGUAGAAACCACACAAAAAGGCGAUAUUUUCGAACGCAUAUUUUUUACUGAAAUGUCGAAUAUCACCAAAGAAGAUGUUACUAGCAAAUGCGCGCGCGUUAAGGUGUAAUUGAAAUAAUCAAACACACUGUUAAAAACAAACAAAAAAAAGUGUUUUAAUGUUGUUGUAUAUGUUACCACUUGAGUACGGGCGUAAAAAGCUGCUAAUCAAAGUUUCUCGUCGAGAACAACCCAAAGGCAAACUAUGAGGAAUCGUAGGUUUUAUAUUUGUUUUUACACGGAACAACAUUAGGGAUUAUUGAAGCAUACGCAGAACAAAAGAUUAGGACAAAAAAGGGUAGUAUCGAUUUUUCCAGCGAUUUUGUAAAAUUUUAUACAAAUAAACCAGAAAAAAAAUCACUAACUAAUAUUAGGGAAAAGAAAAUAUACCAAAGUAUAUGAAAACGGCAUAAACGUUAGAUUAAAAAAAAAGUGGCAUUUUGCGCUUCGAGGUGUUAAUUUACUAGGGAGCUUUAACUGUCUGAUACUAUUGUUAAGAAUACAACCACACACACACAAACACAUACACGAGUACACGUUCUGACACUUUCCCAAUCACACGUACACUAAUACCUACACUAUUAUCAAGUUCUGCAACAAAACCCACACGAAACGGAAGAUAUUUUAAACCAAAUAAAAUACCACUGCUAGGAGUAUCUGUAGUUCUAUUUGUUAAUAAUCUAACUAGGUGCACUGGGUAAACCUCAUUUUUGAUAACUGUCUACAAGCUGUUUAGGUGAAAAGAAGAAAUAUGUUUUGAAAUUGAUGUGCGCAUGUGAGUGAAUUUCCUGUACCCGCCAUUUCUUGAGUCCUGACUGUCGUAUUCUAUGCGUAACUGUGGCUUGACAACAACUAGGUGUUACUUAGAGUACUAACUUGGAAACGAAUCUGCUGGCAAAACGGAUCAAAACCAAUUUACUGUACAAUCUCUCUAUUCAAACGACGAUACCACACACUAAGAGUGACACGCACAAUCCAACAUGUAUGCAGCAGCCGGAGGUGCCUCGUUGGCUUCCCGCCAGGCACGUAAGAAGCAAGCCCAACAGAACACUAAAAAUAAGGCAACCAACCAACUGAUCCUCCGAGAGAAACUAGCUGCGAAAGUUGCUUCUACUCCGACCAAGAGCAAACCCUUCCACCAGUUACCUGCUUCAUAUUUAAGGGCGCCCCAUCAACACCAUCGGAAACUUAGCGCCGGCUAUACGACCGUCCCAGGCUACGACCAACAUCACAAGUCUCUGCUGCCUAUCAGCGAGCAGUCCUCCUCCUCCCAUGGAGGCCAACCGAUCCAUACACCCCAUCAACAUCAUCACCACCAUCACCAUCCGCUGCACGGUGGACCGUGCCAUGCGCCCCAUGGACCCCUGCAGCACCCAGCGGGCGUGGGACAGCUACCACUUCACAAACCGACCGGAUUUCGUGAAUAUGACAAACUGGCCACUCCACCGGGCAAACUCAACCUCCAGUUGCACAUCACGACGGACGAUGAAGGACGACCCCUGACGCCGGCCCCUGGUGCUCUGGAGCGCAAAUGUAGCGUCUAUCGGAGCCGCAAGCUGGACCCGUACGAUGAACACUUCUUCGGCAACAACAACACUACGACAAUAAGCCAUCAGCACCAGCAUCAGCACCAGCACCAGCAGGAUGACGCAUACUAUGGCCAACAUCAGCUCCCGAACGGUGAACAGCAUGGAACCUAUGUGUGCAAGUGGGACACCGAGUACUACUGCUGUGACGCUGAACACCGUCAGCUGGGCGUCUGUACCUGUGAUCACAUCGAGUGUGCCCAAGGACGUGCCGCAUGGCUGGAACGCGGUAGACGAUGCAGCGUACAAGAAACUCCCGCCUCCUGCCAUCGACGAUGGGUCAAACGGAAUCGGAUACAAGACUCAUCGUUGGGUGGCUCUUCAGACGAUGAAGACUUACUCGGUGUGCUGAGAGGCCCCAGUUCAUUCGCCAAUGCCUUCCUUUACGUAGGUUUAGGUACGAUAGCAAUUGGAUUAGUUAUAGCGUUCGUCGGAACCGGCGAGAAGGGAUUCAAAACGGUUGAACUAAGAUUAAUCGGACCAUCGUUAAUCGGUCUCGGCUUAUUUUGUUGUAUAUUGCGAAUCCUGUUUUGUAUUUGCCCAUCACACUGUUUAUCAUCUAGUCGUAGAGCGCGAAACAAGAAAAACGCUAAAAUAGACGCUGAUCACCGGACUUCCCUGCUGCGUGGCGACAGCAAACGAGUAUCGAUUGCACGCGGACCUCACAUACCGACAAAACAGCCACAAAUUUACCCCAAGUCGAUAGUGAAGACCAAGACGUACGAGGGCGUAGAAGCACUUCGGCAGAUAGCAACCACUUCAUUGUUUCUCCAGAACGAACAGAAAGUCUCAUCCAAUCGCAUUGUUCCAAUCAUCAAGGAGCCAGAAAAAAUAGAAGAACCACCUUUAGAGCUAAAAAGAAUCGAUCCCCUAAAGGCUGAUACACUUAGUGUGCUAGACAUCGUUAGUAUAUCGGACGUUGAUGAUGACAGUGAUGACCACAGCCACAAGCACCAUCCCCGUGAUGGCCGAAUUUCCGAUACUCAGGUGAUAGAUCUAACGGGCGACGACGAACAAUCAGCUGCCGCCGGUUCGCACCACCAGCGAAAGGAUAGCAAGCUACGACGGCAGCGAACCUCGGUGAACCAGCAGAAGCCUAAGGAUCCUGGGAUGACAACGGGGUCGUCAUCGUCGUCAUCGCUAUCGCCUGGCGGUGGUAGUGGCAUACUGAUGGAGACCUCGUUGAUGAUCAUCGGACCGACGCCGGUUAGCUCACCAGCUAAACAGCAGCAGCAAUCACUGACGGUACCGAAGACCACGACGCUGGAAGCAGCUCCACCCAAGCUAGUCGGCGGUAGCUCACUGCUCGUAACGCUACCAACACAAUCAACCUCAUCCGCAUCCGCCUUUGGAGCGAUCGUAGCUCCCAGCAUAAGCAACAACAAUACAUCGGUACCCGGAUCACUGUCACCGCUGCCGUCGACCUCGUAUCUACCCAGUGCGGCCGCGUUCAUGUCCCACAUCUGCCCACUCACACCGCCACCAGCUUCCGGAUUCACGUACAACAGUAGCAGUAGCAGUAGUAGCAACUAUCUGCUGUCACCCUCACCACUAGCAUCAACCGCAGCGGGUGCAGCAUCUUCCCCUGGCGCGUACGACCCGCUGACGCUGGGCACCAACACAAUCACCACGUCGUCCUCAUUGCUACAAUCAUCAGCCGUAACCACUACCAAGACCGAACCGGAACUAGUGUUAAGUCCAGCGAAAUUAGGACAGUAGAUAAAAACUAUACACUAAAAAAAUACAAUUUUUCCUAACAAAAGUGUAGAGCAGCAGAACCGGACGAAAACGGAGAGUAUAGCUAUAAAAUCGGAGUAAUGUUUCUGUUUAAACGCAUCCGAGAAUUGAGGAAACCAUGCAAACAUGCAAGAAAAACAGGAAAUGAACAAUUCCCCCCAAUCAACACGUUUUAUAUGGAGUAUAUGGAGGCCGUAAAUAUAUUUAUACAAAAAAAAAACACGGAACGCAAAUGAAACGGCCCCAGACAAUGCUACCGAACAUGACGAAGGUGAGCCUUUCUUUGCAGAUGUAUGGAGUGCGCGAUGAUGACAUAAUCGUAACAAAGUGUAAUUUGGCAUCAACUCGCGAAAAUAUUGAUAUGCAGCAAUUCCACGUCAAAUCAGUUGGUUGCUGUCUCAACCCUUCGGUUUUUCGGAAACUUUGUACACAUGGUGCUGGGAACCUAGAAUGAACCCUACUAACAAUUCCCAUCAGUGUGAAGUUCUUAUAAUGGUUUCAUUCAGUUUCUGAUGAACUUUCGAAAAAAAAAUUAGAAUGACCAAGGUUCAAACUUACGACCUUUGCAUCGAUGAUCCUCCAUCAAACCAUUUUCUCCGUUAGAACACUUGCAAAUGUAAUGCCAAGCAGUCGAACAUGAGCUUAAAAACACUGGCAGCAAAUGCUCAUUUUGGUAGUCCGCCAUAUGUCGUACAAAAGCUGCUUUGCAGUUGAAUAAACGUUUUGAAAUCAUUUCUCUCGCAUAUUACCCAGGUAAAAUUCGAUGAUUGAACAAAAGCUUCAAUUUGGUCUAAGUAAGCCUGUAUGCAACGUACGAGGGCAGUCCAAUAAGUACUUAGCCUACAAAAAAAACAAAAAUUUUGGAAAAUUGGCGAUUUCUUUCUCAGCAUAGUCUCCUUUUAGCUAGAUACACUUGACCCAGCGAUGCUCCAACUUCUUUAAUCAAUCUGAAAAAUGCGUUUUCUGGAGGUCUGCAAAGUAGGCCUCCGUGGCGGCGAUGACCUCCCCAUUCGAUUCAAAAUUCUGCCCAGCGAGGGACUUUUUCAAGUUUGGAAACAAAAAAAAUAUAGGAGGUUGUGUCCAAGACACGACCACUUUCUUGACGUAGAACUACGCUGUUGUUGUGUUCAAGUCGCUUGUUAAUAACUUCGGAUAUUAUUUUACACACUCAUACCCUUAUCUCCGCUUUGAGCUCGUCUCAACAAAAGCCCUUUCUAUUAAUAUUUUUUCUCGGUCUCGAUUAGCUUAGCUGUCAUUCUUGGUGUAGAUAGUUUUGCUACUGUCAUGCGAAAUCAAAUCACACACAAAAUUCCUAAACAAUUAUUUUCUUGGUGAGCCGAUGAUAGCCUGGUUUGAUGAUUUCCCACACAAUUGUGUAGUACAGAACCUUAAUGGAAUGACGUUAGAUUGAUGUAAUGAUUGCAAUGCCAGAGAAAUCAGUGAGGAAGUAAUUCGGUUGCGUCCACAGUUCAAUCCGAAACUAAGACAUGUGAUGACACAAAACAAGGAGGAACAAGCGAUGUUCAUUGCUUCGUAUCUAAAACGAUACUGAAAGUUUGCCUCAGCGAAAUCCAAUAUUUAUGUUCCAGGCAAAUAUUCCCCUUCGUUCUUCUUCUUCUUCUUUUAUUUGUUCACGGCGACUUUAAAUCAUUUCCCUUCGUUGAUCGCCGAUAAGUUGCUCGUUAUUGACGGCAUGUGUAGGGAAGCUCACAAAUGAGCAGAACAAAUGUAUGGGAAAAUGGAAAUUCUUCUAGUUUUCAUCAAUUUAAACCGUUUACACAUUAGGGAAUUGUAACAUAUAGCAUAAAAAACAAAUCUUAUGGAAUUUCCGAUUCGUUUGGUAUAUAAAUCGUCAAAAUGCGUUCGCGGCGAAAAUAGUUAUUAAUGUUAACUUUAUUUCAUUAAAACGUGACCUGUUUUCUGAUUUGAUACCCUUAAUAAAAGUCGUAGUUCUACGUCAAAAGUCGCACGGGGCCAAAUCUAGAGAAUACGGUGGAUGGGGCAGCAGUUCGUAGUGCAAAUCGACCAAUUUGACCGUGGCGGCGGCGGAGGAGUGAGCCGGUGCGUUGUCAUGGUGGAAGAGCACUUUUUUCUUCGCCAAAUGGGGCCGUUUUUUCUGCAAUUCGGCGUCGAACCGGCCCAAUAAUUCGGCAUAGUAGAGCCCUGUGACCGUUUUGCUCUUCUCCAGGUAGUCUAUGUAGAUCACACAUUGUGAAUUCCAGAAAACGGUGGCCUUCACCUUUCCAGCCGAUAGGACAAUCUUCGCCUUCUUCGGAGCACAUUCGCAGGGUGAAGUCCACUGUUUCGACUGUUUCUUGGUCUCCGGUGUGUACAAGUGGAUCCAUGUUUCGUCGACGGUCACGAAACGACGCAGAAACUCCUUCGGAUUGCGUCAAACAGAGUCAAAAUUUCAUGCAGGAUAUGACCCACGCGGUCUUUUAAGAUGCCUACUGUUUCAGCUAUCUCGAGCACCUUCAAUCGGCAGUCUGCCAAUAUGAGAUCGUGGAUUUUUAUCACGUUUUCCUCCGUGGUAGCCGUUUUCAGGGCACCUGAGCGCGGCUCAUCAAAAACCGACGUGCAACCACGUUGAAACUCGUUAAACCAAUUUUUGACGGUCGCCAUCGAAGGAGAAGAGUCACCGUAUACAGCAUCCAAGCGCUCUUUGAUUUCGCUGCGCUAUUUCUUUUACAAAAACAAGAAUCGAAUCACCGACCGAUAUUGCUUUUUGACGUAGAACUACGUCUUUCAGGAAGGGUGCCAAAUCAGAAAACAGGUCACAUUUUUAUAAAAUAAAAGUUAACGUUAAUUACUAUUUUCACUGUGAACCCGAAUUGUUCGUCUCGUUUCCAAAACAAUUUUGAGAAGAAGAUCUCAAGGCCCAUUUACAAAUCCUGAAAAAUUAUCAACUGAACUUCGGUAUUCCCUUCAAAGUGAUUGAAUUUAACACUCUUAUACUCGCGUGCAAUGUCAUAGCUUGUAUAAUCGCGCACGGUGUCACAACAGACUGUGCGAGUCUCUGUAAUAUUGCUAUUGUGUAUGAAAAAUUCGAAACAAUCGGCAGAAUUAUGUGUCAAUAGUUGGUAACCUUACCAUUUCGGUUAACAAUGUGGAAAAAUCUUGUUGACAUACUACUUACCAAGUUCUGCAGAACGCGUUUGUCGAUAUUUGUAAACGGGUUUCUGUGUAUCUGUAACGAGUAUGUGUAUAUAAAAAAGAGUAUGUGUUCCUGCAACUGCCUGUGCGGUUCGAGGUGUGGCACGGACCCCCAUCUUUUCGAAAUACAACGGAAUAACAUACUUACUUAAAAUUCCAAUGUAGACCUCCGUGUUUACUUUGUUGCCUUCUGGAAUCGAUUCUGAGAUUUGAUACGGGAUCGACGGUUAACAUGCUCUCUUCGGUGAACAGGAUUACCGGAUUUUUUCGCUCGAGGAGGUUCAAGAUUUUCUUACAUCGCUCAACUCGUAUCUCUCGAAGGGCGGUUGAUAAUCAUGAGUUUUUUUCAGUGCCCUCGACUUCGCCCUGCAAUCUUCUUUCAUAAGUAUCUGUACCCUAGAGUCGAUUAUCUUGAGUUCCUUCGCAAUUUUACUCAUUGAACGCACUGGAUUCGCUAUUGAUGGCAGCGAUAAUCCUCGAAAUCCGACCUGACCUCGGAUGAUCUGUGGCCACCUUCGCGGGUAGUUGUCCUUACUUUUCUCGAUCUAAGACCAUUUUCACGGUCCACCAGAACUCCCACGGCAAUGCUAUGGACAAAUCACGAAUACGCCGUCACUUUGUCAUGGUGCAACUGUCAAACUAAGGAAAUCGGCUUUUUUUUACUCGCAGCCUAUAUGAUAUGAAUCAUAGAUUAGAAAACCAAAGCAUUGUAUGCACAGAUAAAACGGGAACCUUAUCUGUACGAUGGUGCCAACAUUAUCGCGCAUACGGUAUUUGUAAAAGCACAAUCGUUCGUAGCAUGAUGACCUUUUCUUGCAUAGCGUGUACAUUCUUUCGGGGUCAUGGGUCUGAUAGCGUUAACAAUGCUUAUUUGACUAUUGAUCUAAACAUUGGUAUUAGUAUUUUCGAAGACCACAUUCUAGAACAUCGUACUCGUACAGACUCGGUACAUCUGCAAUGAAACGCCCCCAACCAAAGUAUCCCUACACUGACGAAUACUUCCAAACCGGACAAAACUGUCGAAAUACUUGAAAAGAAGGCAACGGCGAACAAAGCGAAGGAAACAAACAUAUGUUAAGUUCCACUAUGACUUCAAAAAACAACCAGAAACACGACCUACAAUAAACCCAGCAUUUAAGUAAAACAAAAGCUUAGUAUUAGUGAUUUGUAUCUUUGUUAGUUGAGGCUUUCAUAUCUAUAAAGAAAAAAGAAACUAUAGCAUUACUUUCAACAGCUGUUAUUUGAGUUGUGAGUGAGCAUGUAAAAAAAACAGUGCAGGAAAACAAUAGCAAAGUGUUACGCGGUGGUUUGACUAUUAUCUCUCACUAGUGAGUGAAAUCACAUAAAAAUACGUUGUUAUUAUUGCGAGUUCUAGUUAAGUUUGUCUCUAUUUUGAUGGAGUAUAAAAACGUACACAAGUGAACAAAUAAAUGAAAAAAAAAUAAACUAAUGCAACACUGCGGAACGAGAUAAUAAGAUGUCAAAGAGGCGCAAUAUAGAAACUAUAUUUAUUAAGCCAAACCAGAGCAAAACAAUAUAUCAUUUAAUAAUUCGAGCAUAUGAGAAACAAAUUCAGUGAUAAAGAAGUAUAUUAGAUGAAAUUAUAUGCAGAUCAUGUACAUAACAUUGCUUCCAGAGUAUAAUAAUUAUUUAAACAAAAUGCAGUGGAGAUUACACUUUAGUUUCGUACGUCAAAUUGAUUUCUAUCUAUUGUAGCGCGAAGGAAUGGAAUGUGGUACGAUAUAUCAUAAAUAUAAAACACAAAACGUCAAAUUACAUGCGAUGAGAAACUGAUUCAAUCACUGAACAAGGAAAGCCCACAACUAGUUAAAUGAUAAACAAAAGAGAGAUUACAAAAAAGUAUCCCAUAUGCCAGGAGAGCUUUUUUCCAUAAUUGUGUGUUUACCACUUAGAGGAGGAAACCAACAAUAAGCGAUAUUUUCAGCAGAACAACAUAAACCAAUAUAAAGCAAAAGCAGCAGCAGCAGUAAAGAAAUUUAAUUGAAUGUCUUAUAAUCAAACAAGAAGCAGAACAAGCGACAACCUGUGUAAACCAAAACUAAUAUCGAUGGUACUAGUAGCUUACCGUAACCGUUCAAUGUAAAUGGUAAAUGAAAAAAUGGUGUUAAGUGGACAACCAAGUGUAACCAAAAACCCAAAUCAGCAAACCAAUAUGUGAACAGUGGAAAGGAAUAGGGGUAAGGAACAAUGACAGAUAUAACUAACACAGGAAUGCCAGUGGAGGAUGGUAACAGAUAAUCUAGCAGAACCCACACACUGUACUGAAGAUCUAUAUAAAAAAGAAACAAACAACAAAGGAAAAUAAACGAGAGAUGAUAAAAAUUAUUAAUAAAAAGAGAAAAC
Molecule: messenger RNA, 13602 nt
Organism: Toxorhynchites rutilus septentrionalis
Lineage: Eukaryota; Metazoa; Arthropoda; Insecta; Diptera; Culicidae
Exons: 9
Coding region: 5743-8067 (774 amino acids)
Source: RefSeq, a predicted model, not a curated record